AUGAGUGCUACCGAGAGAGGUGACGGUGCACAAGCGAAUUGGGGCGUGGAUGCAGUGGCUGCUGCUGAUGCUGCUGAUGCUGCUGCUGCUGCUGAUGAUUAUGACGGCAAUGAUGCGGGAAUGGGCGAACGAAAUGGAGUGAGGGUGAUGGUGAAAAGAAGAACGUGUAACCAUCAGCUGGAUCAUGACGCGUCGCUUUAA
This is a messenger RNA of Hydatigera taeniaeformis, 201 nucleotides long. The record is from the annotation of a GenBank genome assembly. Lineage: Eukaryota; Metazoa; Platyhelminthes; Cestoda; Cyclophyllidea; Taeniidae.